Fusarium poae is the source of this 897-nucleotide messenger RNA. RefSeq lists its product as uncharacterized. The coding region runs from base 1 to 897 and encodes 298 amino acids. The transcript has a single exon. The record is from RefSeq and is a predicted model, not a curated record. NCBI's taxonomy places the organism in Eukaryota, Fungi, Ascomycota, Sordariomycetes, Hypocreales, Nectriaceae.
AUGAGCGUGAUAACACACGAUGUUGAUCCCAACGGGGAUCUUGUUGUCGUUCUGAAGAAACCGAACACGAAGAAUGUCAUUCCCGAAGUUUCUCUCCGUCAAGAAACUAAGCUGGGCCAAAAUGCCCCCACGUUCGCGCCCGACACCACGGACGUGAGAACUCCUUCGAUGCCCUCUGGACUCCCCAACAAUGCAGCCAUCGGUAACGCCAUCUAUCUUGAUAAAUAUAAAAUUUUACUAACGUCUACUCUGUAUGUAGCGGGAGAAUCCGAUGAGAUACGAUUUCGAGUAUCGUCUGCGCAUCUGAAACUAGCUUCAGUCCAGUUCAGGGGGAUGCUCAGCCCGCCCUGGACAGAGUCUCAAGCCGUCAAUACUCAAUCGGAUUACACAGACUCCGGCACUGAAGAUCUAUCGCCAUCGAGCUCACCAGCUGCGGGGACCGGUUCUCCAGGCUCACCUGUGACCUCCUCUACUGGUCCAUCUCCGUCUAGUCCAUCAGUUUCUCAAACUCCUCGAAUGUGGGAAGUAACAGUCACUGAAUGGCACGCACAUGCCUUGUUGACAGUCUUCAACAUCAUUCAUAGCAAAGGCUCUAGUAUUCCUCGAAACGUUAGCAUGGAGUUCUUCACUCAGGUCGCCCUCAUCGCCGACUAUUACCAUUGUGCCGAGGCAUUAUCUUUUGUCGCAGCGACUUGGUAUUCAUCGUUUGAGAAGCAUGCAAGGAAAUACGGGAAGGAAGUCAUUAUGUGGCUGGUCAUUGCUUUAGUAUUCUCAUGGGACUUCGUGUUUCAUAUGGCGGCCUAUACAGUAGUACAUGGUGGCGAAGGUCUCAGCCGUGUUACGAUUCACGAUCUCCCCUUCCUCGAAAUUCUCGGUCAGUACACUCGGCUAAAAUAA